Messenger RNA from Serinus canaria (Common canary), 5582 nucleotides. Its product is annotated as splicing factor 3A subunit 3-like. Gene Ontology annotation, biological process: mRNA splicing, via spliceosome. Gene Ontology annotation, molecular function: RNA binding. The record is from RefSeq and is a predicted model, not a curated record. Gene Ontology annotation, cellular component: spliceosomal complex. NCBI's taxonomy places the organism in Eukaryota, Metazoa, Chordata, Aves, Passeriformes, Fringillidae.
AAUUGCCAAGUCAAAGUGACCUGAAUCUAGUUUUGAUGCAGAAAACAUUGGAUUUAUUGACAAAUUCUACUUCCAGGUAGAGCUGAGGCCUGGCCACAGCCCAGGCUCCAUCUGGGAGGGAAUUCCCUAAACACAUUUUAAAACAAGGCUCUUAAGAAUAGCAGCUAUGACUAAAGGCCUUGGGGUUAAAGACUAAUCAAACCAUCUAGUAGUUGGAUCCCUCCAAAGUUUCCUUCAGGACAGAGAUGCUUCAAACACAGCAAACUUCUGGAGUGCUUCUGUAAUAACUGGGAAAACCACAAGACCAGCAGUUCAGAGGAGGCUUUCAACAAAGCUCAAAUAUCUUUUCUUGGAACUCUGAAAAAUACUUAAUUAUGUGACAGCAUUGGGUCAAACCAUAGAGCCAGUGCAGGGACAGCCAGAGAGCUCAGCUGGUCCAAGAGAUGCAUAAGUAACUAGAGAACAAAAAAGAAGGAUCCUGAAACCACAUGAGUCUUUUAGGUAAUUGCACAAAGAGAUGUUAAAGCAUAUAAGAAGCUGGCUAUAAAUACAGUAUUAUCUUAUGAAUGAUGCCUAUUAUAAAAUCAGUAAAUUCACAUCAUAUAAUUAAUCAGUGGUAACCCUCUCAGGAAGUUGAGAUAACACCUUUCUAAACAGCCAUGUAUCUGUGACAGCAAAAUGAAACAAAGGAAAGUACUAAAACAGCUUACAGUCAACAACAGCCAUAAUGGAGAAUCUUCACUGACUAUUUUGUGUUAUCUAUGGAAGAUAAAACAGCAGAGAUUGUAAAGAGCAAUAGAAUCUUCACAAAAUCCAGGGUGUACACACUGUAUCAUCUUUAUCCACAAACAGGUGUUUGUCAGGGUUUCAUCACAGCUGGUUUUGUCAGAAUCAUCUUAUCUCUUAAAAGAAAACAGCUUUAUAUCUUACAGCAUAGAAAGGUAAUAUUUAACUCUUAGAUUGCAAUGCAAGAUGUAACCAGAUGUGUUCUAUCACCAUUGGUUUAAACCAGGUGGGGGAGUGUUAUCUCUUCCAUGACUCAUCCCUCAAAACUCCAGGGAAAUAGCUUCUCUUAAUGGGCCAGCUGUCAGAACCAGGUGGGGCAGUUUUCUUUUAUCUCUUCCACAAUGGAUCAUCCCCCCAGGAGAUAUCUUCUCUUAAUGGUGUCCCUGCAUGGCUGAUAAAAUUCCAUCAUCCCAUUGGGAGAUGCUCAGCUCAGGGGGAGGAGCCAAAGCAUUCCUACCUGGAUAUAAUCUGAGCCUGGGAACACCAUAGCAGCCUUUUCCACUGGAUUCCCAGAGGAAGACCAGACACCAUUGGACCUUCAGAGGACAAUUACAGCCUUCUUCAGGAUCACCCCUUCAACAGAGCCACCUUUGUCACUCCAGGAGGACUGCAGCCACCAUUUACUCGGACAGCUACCAACACCCUGACCCACAGGGUGUCAGGUUAUAUUCUGACUUUAUCUGCUUCAGCAGUAACACUUUAUUUGUGAGCUAAUUAUUUCUAAACUUUUAGGAGCUGCUGCAGAUAGAAUUCAAGGUUAUAGGACUUGGUUCAGAAAGUAAUUGCUGCCAAUAAUCUUGGGAGAAGAGGAGAGCUGCAGGCACUGUGAGCGGGAUGGAGACAAUCCUGGAGCAGCAGCAGCAGCAGCUCCAUGAGGAGUGGGAGCAGCUCAUGGACAUGAUGGUGAAGGAGAUGCUCACCAAGAAGUCCACGCUCCACAACCAGAUCAACUCGGACCACUGCACCUGAGCCAUGCAGGACAGGUACAUGGAAGUGAGCAGCAAACUGUGGGACCUGUAUGAUGACAAGGAUGGCCUGCAUGAGGAGGAGCUCAGUGCCAUUUCCAGGCCAAAUGAAUUUGUGGAGUUUUACAACAGACUGAAGCAAAUUAAGGAGUUUCACCAGAAGCACCCAAAUGAGAUCUGUGUUCCUAUAUCAGUGGAGUUUGAGGAGCUGAUGAAGGCCAGAGGCAACCCAAGUGAAGAAGCUCAGAAUCUGGUGGAGUUCACAGAUGAGGAAUGGUAUGGGCGAUACUUGGAUUUGCAUGAUUGUUACCUCAAGUACAUUAAUCUGAAAUCAUCACAGAAAUUGGAUUAUAUCACUUACUUAUCCACAUUUGACCAACUAUUCAGUAUUCCCAAGGAGAGAAAAAAUGCUGUUAAGAGGUAUCUUGAGAUGCUCCUUGGGUACCUGCAGGGUUACACAGAUCGAGUGAAACCAUUACUGGACCAGAAUGAACUUUUUGGGAAAAUUCAGACAGAGUUUGAGAAGAAGUGGGAGAAUGGCACAUUCCCAGGCUGGCCAAAAGAGACCAGCAGUGCCCUCACCCAUGCUGGUGCUCACCUGGACCUCUCAGCCUUCUCCUCCUGGGAGGAACUGGCCUCCCUGGGACUGGACAGGUUAAAAUCAGCUUUGCUGGCUUUGGGGCUGAAGUGUGGUGGGACUCUGGAGGAGCGUGCUCAGAGGCUUUUUAGCACUAAAGGCAAAUCCCUGGAAGCACUUGAUCCUUCCUUGUUUGCUAAGAAUCCAAAGACAAAAGGAAGCAUGAGAGACACUGAAAGAAAUAAAGAUCUUGCAUUCCUGGAAGCUCAGAUUUAUGGGUAUGUGGAAGUUCUUGGAGAACAAAGACACCUUACCCACGAGAACGUGCAGCGUAAGCAGGCACGGACAGGGGAGGAGAAAGAAGAGGAGGAGUCAGAACAGAUCAGUGAGAGUGAAGAUGAAGAAAAUGAAAUAAUUUAUAACCCUAAAGAUCUGCCUCUUGAUUGGGAUGGGAAGCCCAUGCCAUACUGGUUGUAUAAACUCCAUGGUCUGAACAUCAGCUGCAGUUGUGAGAUUUGUGGUAACUACACCUACCGAGGGCCCAGGGUGUUCCAGAGGCACUUUGCAGACUGGAGACACGCCCAUGGAAUGUGGUGCCUGGGCAUUCCCAGCACUGCACACUUUGCCAACAUCCCACAGAUUGAGGAUGCAGUGUCACUGUGGGCAAAGCUGAAACAGCAGAAGGCUUCAGAGAGGUGGCAGCCUGACACAGAGGAGGACUAUGAGGAUUCCAGUGGGAACGUGGUGAACAAAAAGACCUACAAAGACCUAAAGUGCCAAGGGCUGCUGUAGCUGUCCCCAGGUGAAAGAUCACAGAGAAAAUCUGCAGAGAGAAUGGAUCUGGCAACAGCUCUGACUUCUUCAUUGUCUGGAUUUUGCAUGUGCAUGAAUAUAGAUUUCAAGAAUACCUUAUAGAGUCACUUUCUAGUAAGCCCCUUAGACAUUGUUUUAUAUAAAAACCAAAAAAAAAACCCCAAAAGAACAGAGGUGCAGUGGGGCAGGAGGAUGCCUGCCACACUGCCCCAUAUCUACAACAGGUCUCUUAAAUGAACAGCAAUUAAAUAUAGAUCAGCUGAGCUCAAGUAAUGGGCAGGCACUGCCCCAGAAAAGGGGCAGGAGGGCUGAGCUGCCCUGUGCCUCUGCCAGCUAGGGAAGGGAUAACUCUGUGGCACCAUCCUGCAUUGCUUCACCUCUGUUCUCCCCACUAAACACUUGUGGUUGAGAAAGAGGAGGAGAAAAAAGCAAUCAAAAACAAACCCUAAAAACUGCACACCAAGGGGAAAAAUACUAAAAGACAAAGGUGGAAAACUCUUGAAAGGCACCAAACACCCCCAGCUCUCCUCCUCUGUUUUGGAGUCUGUGAGUUCUGCGGGGGACUGCUGACCGAGGGGCCCAGCCCAGGUGGAUCCACUGUGUCUGGAAAGAAGCUUUGCUACAAAAAUACUGUCUGGACCCACUGGUCCUGCAGUUUGAGUUCUGCUGGAGGAUGAGACCUGCUCAGAUGGCUGCCUGUCUGCACCAUCUCGGGGGUAACUUAACCAUGACAGAGGUAAUUUUGCUUGAGCACACAACCAAGUUCUGGUUCUGGGCUCCUGGUUCUUCAUUUGUUUCUCCACAUGGUUUGACUCUUGCUGCCCCUACUGCUGUCUCCAGCUCUGGGAUAGAAGGGAAAUGACUGACACAGGGGCCACGUGCUUCCGAGCAUCUGCAGGCAGGGACACACACAGGCACUGUCCCAGAACCAGAGUGCAGGCACAGGCUCUGCUAAAUGCAUUUACCUAAUCAGGGACCAGCCCCUGGACCACACAACACCGUAAGAAAGCUAUCACCAUAUACUUGCCAUACUUUCUCCUUUUCUCAAUAUAUUUUGCCUCUUCUAACUCACAGUUUGCCUUUCUUUCCAUGACGUGUACAUUUCCUCACCGUUUCCACAUCACAGUUCCAUUCUGUGACUCGUUUCCCCACACCUCAGCAGUUGACUGUUCACUCACCGUGGUUCUUGAGACUGCUGUCCCCACAAUUUGCUGAGCCCUUCUCUCUGGCAGCUCUUAGGCUGCCUCACCUUCUGUGACUUUCUUCGGGCCGUGUCUCUCCCGACGUUUGGAGACCACGUUUUCGUUCUGCCACUCGCAGUUUUUUUCUCACCCUUUCUCCCAGGAGUUGUGUUCGUUUCUGUGUGUUCCACGCCCUCUGCAGUCUGCACUCACUGCCCGGGUUCCCCUUCACUGGCUGCCUCUUCUCUUUGCUUGUUCCCUGCCGAUCCUGUUGGCUGGUAGUAGCCGUAGCUUUUUGCUACUUUGGAAAUUCAUUGCUUGAAUUUCUUUUCCUGCUGAUCCUGCAGCCAGCAGUGCUGCCAGUGGUUGUGUCCAUGUGCUGUGUCUCAUCUCGCUGCUGUUUGCUCCUGCCUUGGCCAUACUCAUGGCCAGCUCCAUCCUCCUUUCAUGACUUUGUAUAUUCCAUCUUUAAAUCCUGUCUUGCUUCCCGGUCCUGGGGUCAGCUUGGCUCAUAUCACCUUUUUUUGCAACAGGCUGUUCAUCUCGCAUCUGUCACAUCUUUGGGGUCACCAUAUGUUGGAAUAAAUCAGCCAAGACUCCAUUUUCUUCAUGCAGAAAGCCAGUUCUUUAUUCACAAAGCUCAUGUUUGUAGGAAAUACCAGCAAUGUGUUAAACCUAUUUUGUCAGCAAUGCAGUGAAAUUCAGUUCACUGGUCAGUAAGGGCUGCUGUAAAUGUCUAUCAAGUUUUCUCUCUCUACAUAUGUUUACAUUUUUCCUUUGUGGAUUCUCAUGGGACAAAUCUUAUUGUUUUCACAGGUGCAUUUGUUUUUCAUCCUCAGAAUAGAUUGUUGUGUCAAAAGAACUUGAUUCUCAAAAUAGCUUCACAUGGCAACUUGCAAAUUGCUUGUUAGCUGCACUUAGAAGAAAUGACAGGCCAGCUUUGGCAAUUUGAUUUCAUAAGGCCUUUCUUUUAUAAUUCUUCUACCUGUCUACCCCACCUCACUUGCUGCCCAGGGGUGUAGAGAGCAGUUCAGAGUUUCUGGCUCCUCCUGACCAGCAGGGCCUGGUGCUCUUCUCCUUGUAGCUGUCUCAUCAAAGCUAAGUUCCUUGCAGAUAUUGCACCUUCAAACGUCAACCCCCUGACCAGUGCUGGGAGCAGAAGUCUGGAGAAGCCAAAUUAUUCAUCCCGAAAAACUCCAUGCCUGGUUUAUUUCUGCCUCUCCUGCAGCUUGGCCACCUCUCAGUCUGUUUUUCUGUCUC